ACUUAUCGCACAGUGUUGUAAUAAUUUAUCUAAAAACCUCAUAAUUUGAAUGUGAAAGUGUUGUUAAGUGCUACAAAAUCGCAUAUAACAAAAAUGUCUUACGCUCUAAUACGCCACUUGCGCCGUACGGCGUCAAUAUCAAAUCAAAUCCGCCUAGAAUCCACCAUGACCAACGUAACUCAGGAAGACUUUUUAAUUCGACCUCCGUUCGCACAAUGGACCAAAGUUAUAAGAGAAGCUGAGAAAAUAGUUGGAUAUCCGACCUCUUUCAUGAACCUGAGAUGGUUAUUGAGCGACGAAUUCGCUAAUAUGGCUAUGCAUUUGCGCAAAGUAGUUGGCAGCAAUCACCCAAUCAUACAAACAGCCAAAACAGUCCUCUACAACGAGCACAACAACCUUCAGCCGUGGGGUCUGGUCAUCCUACUACUCUCUAAAGCUAUCCGGCCCCCACAGUCCAACUCCAUCCUCCACUCCACCUCGGAGCAGCAACGGACACUCGCAGAGCUCACGGAAAUGAUCCGCACCGGACAUUACGUUCAUCGAGGCCUACUAAACAUUGAAUUCGACAAGCGAGGCAAGAAUACAGAAACAUCCAUGUUCGCCAACAAAAUAGCAUUAUUAAUCGGUGACUACUUACUUGUAACCGCUAAUGGUAUGCUAGCUCGAUUAAAAAACCAAGAUUUGUCAUAUCUUAUAUCAACUGCGCUAAGAGACAUUAGUGAAGGUGAGUUCUACAGUGAACGGGAUAAACAGAACAUGCCACUACCAGGGAAACCAAAUCAAAUAGGAAUGGAUGAGUUUGAAAUCUGUGCAGACACAUUACCUUUAGCUACGAAAGAUGUUUCUGGUUCACCAAUCAAAGAGUGGACUUUACGGACUAUGUAUAACGGUGGUUCUUUAUUUGGUAGAGGUUGUCAAGGAGCAUUGCUGCUAGGAGGCCAAGACUUAACGGAACAAGACAAGGCCUAUCAGUUCGGUUGCCACUUAUGUUUAGCCUGGCAAUCAGCUAGCGAGUUACAAAAAUUCACAUCUGAAAAUAAGGAAUCAUUUUCUUUAGUGAGUGCACCUGUGUUAUUUGCUUUAAAUGAAAAACCAGAAUUGUAUGAAAUCAUAGAUAAUUCUAAAGAGAACGUAGCAGAUGUAGACUUCUUAUAUUUGAAGGAGGAAGUGUUAAACACGGAUGCGUUGGAAAGGACUAAGUUACUCCAUUUAGAGAAUGCUAGGAAAGCGGAGUAUUUCGCUGACAUGUUUGGUGACAAUGAGUCAGUGCUUACAAUAAAAAGGCUAAUAAAGAAUCUAUAAAUAUGUAGAAAUAAUAUCUGUGCAGUGACCUAAUUUUGAGAGUUGUAUAAGGUGCCCUAACCUUAUUAUAAGGUGGUCUUUUCAGUAUGCACAAAACUGAACCAAAUGGUUUAUCAGUGAGAUGUUUGUGAAUUGGAACUACACUGAACAAAACUACAAAAUAAAUGUAGAUCUGUGAAAAAGACAAUAUUGUACGUACGUACAAGUACAUAAGUACUUCGGUAUUAAGCUGCCAUUCCACUUAGGUAGAGUUGAUAUGAGAGGAGUCAACCCAAAGUAAUUUAUUCCUCAUCUCCACUUGUCUGUCUUAGUGGGAAAGCAGUUAACCCUUAAGUGUAUGGUGUAUGGUAUCACUCGCAAAAUGACUUAACCUGUCGUCUGCGGAAGCGUCAAGAAAUCGUGGGUUUCCAACCUCAGGUACAUGCCAUGUAGAGCAAAAACAAUCGUUCCAGAAAAAAUGCAAAAAGAUGGAACUAUUUUUACUCACGGAUCCGUGCCUGAGCAUACUAUGUGUUAAGAAGAAUUCAAAUCCACAUCUAUUUUAAACUUUUAUAUUUUGUAUUUUUUAAUAUGUGCUAUAUAAUUAUAUUGUUCUUUUUUAUUUUUAGUUUCACAGUGCCUUAGUUUUUACUCUUAUGCUGUGUAACUUAUUUGAAUAAUAAAAUAAAUAAAUAUAGUAUGACAAAGUCUCAUAUUGACGUCAAUCUGAUGUCUAGUUGUGUCAUUUCAAUAGUAUCGUUUGUGAUACCAUAUGCAUCUAAGGGUUAAAUUAGUUGGAGUAAUCAAUCACCCAUCUUAAAGGCCGGCAACGCACAACACUUCUGGUGUUUCGGGUGUCCAUGGGCAGCAGUGAUCUUUUACCAUCAGGCGACCUGUCUACUCGCUUCGCCUAUCCCAUAAAAAAAAUUACCUUAGGGUAACAUUUACUAAAGAUGUGUUUUUUUUUUAAUACCACGUCGGUGGCAAACAGGUAUACGGCCCGCCUGAUGGAAAGCGGUCACCGCAACCUAUGGACGCCCGCAACUCAAGGGGUGUCACGUGCGCGUUGCCGACCCAUUAGAAACUUGUACACUCACUCACUUGUGUUGGUAUUGUUGAUGAACCGUUUAUUUUUAAUUUGUUAAAUUAAUAGCAUACGAUUGUAUACUUUCUGGUACAAAGUGAAAAGAUCCGAUAUGAUCUCAAACGUACCAUAUCAAGAAAAUUAUUUCCUAAUAGUACAAAUUUAAAAUAUUUUUAGAAUUUUAGUUUUUUGCUUAGAAUUAUUUUAUGCUUAGAAUUAUUCUAACCCUCUGUGACCAUUCGUGAAUGUCUUUAAAAAAAAAUCAGUUAAUACAUUGAUGGUAGCGAAUUAGAGUUGUAGAGUCUGGGUGCGUAUCCGAAUGGCACAAACGCUCACGAAACGAAACGCUCGCAGAUAUCUAUCUCUAUCGCUCGUGCGUAUUGGGGCGACAGAGCCAGACUACCUUUCGCGGCGUUUCGUUUUUGUUUCGCGUCGCAGAAAUGCCAUUUGGCUACGGCACCUGUUCGGAAAGAGUGGAAUAUAUUGGACCCCAUUCAUUUCACAACUUUUCGCUUUCCUAACAGACAAGAGAAUUUUGUUUUAAAAAAACUAAAGUAAUGCAGCUCAGUUCUGAUUGAAAAUGGCUAUUAUUGUAAUAGACGCAGGUUAAGAUCAUUUGACAAUAUUUACGCCAAGUAUACACGUUAAUAGAAAAAUCGUUUUCCAAAGGAAUUAUGAAAUUUCAAGUACCUUAAAUUAUUUUUAUCGUUUUUAGGGUUCCGUACCUCAAAAAGGAAAAACGGAACCCUUAUAGGAUCAUUCGUGCGUCUGUCUGUCCGUCGUCUCGUCACA
Molecule: messenger RNA, 3157 nt
Organism: Leguminivora glycinivorella
Lineage: Eukaryota; Metazoa; Arthropoda; Insecta; Lepidoptera; Tortricidae
Product: all trans-polyprenyl-diphosphate synthase PDSS2-like
Exons: 2
Coding region: 94-1302 (402 amino acids)
Biological process (GO): isoprenoid biosynthetic process; ubiquinone biosynthetic process
Cellular component (GO): mitochondrion; transferase complex
Molecular function (GO): prenyltransferase activity
Source: RefSeq, a predicted model, not a curated record